AUGAGAACGAGAAAUGGACGCGGUAGCCUAUUUCAAGUUGCAGUAGGGGUAGCAGUAUGCAAUUAUUCAUAUGCUUUGAUGGUCGAUGUCAACGAUAGCCUGGUGGUGACUUCGAAUUACAAAUGUUUGGGGGCCAGUUUAAAAGAUGAAAAUGUACAAAUCGAGACGUGUACAGGAUACAAAGAACAGAUCUGGAGACGGGAAGGUCAAGUUUUGAGGAAUAUGGAAACAUCACUAUGUCUUUCCGUUAAUCAAGCUUCAGGUGUAGUCUAUCAGAAGCAAUGUCUUGACAAGCCUGAUAGAGAGCAGUCAUUUAUAGAUAUGAGAAGUCUUAUUAUAGCUGAGGGUGAACUUUGUAUGGCCAGGAGUGGCACACAACAACGGUGUAAGGCGAUGUGUAUAACACCCGCUGAUAAUGACGUGAAUGUGGUUGCUAUGGUUGAAGCUCCAAAUUCAGGUUGUGUGUAUCAAGAAGCAAGCGGCAGCACCUACAACUUAAAAAUGCAGCUAAAGGCCAUCAUGGAGGUGCCUGCAAUGAAAGGUGAAUGGGUGAUAGGUACUGAAGGCGGAAAAUGUUCUAAGAAUUGUGGAGGAGGAGUGCACAAUGUUGAAUACGUCUGUAGAAAUAAAAAUUUCGACAACACCUAUUGCGAGUUGAGUGAAAGGCCCGAGAGUACAGUAGUAGCGUGUAACGAGCAAAGGUGUGAAGAUUGGUCGGAGUUUGGCGAUUGUAGCUCAUCUGAUUGCAAUGUGUUAGGCUAUCGGGGCAGGGGAUGUCAAAAUUCAAAUGAUGGCGGUCCUGGAUAUUGUCCCGGGAAAGAUUAUGAAGAGUGUUAUCCUAUAGGAUGCGAUGACUUCUCUCGCACAGAAACUUUAGCAGCAGCCCCCACUCUACCGGCUGGGAGACUGAUAGUUGCUUCCGAUGGCUCUAAGUGGACUGAUUAUGGUGACUGCUCAAACACUUGUGGCAGAGGCACGCAGACAGCUAUAUGUGUCGUAGAGGCAUCCAGAUUGGUAGGCCACGAGUGUACAAUGUUCGAGCACACUAGGAAGUGUCAGUCUAAUUCUGCCGCCGGUUGUAGCUACGUUAUCGAAGCAGACGUAGAUGGUCAGUGGUCCGGAUGGUCUUCAUGCUGCGGUACUGAACGCCAAUUGCGCACGUGCGAAGGGCAGUCUGGCGAUGGGGCGGUGUGCCCAGAAGGCACCGAAGGCUCUGAGAGAACGUGCGCCUCAGGAAUAGCAUGUGCCAGCAGUCAGCAAAAUACUGGUACUUCAAAUGGUGUCUCAACGGGGCCAGUGGAUACUACGCAGCAGGAUCGAUUAGUAGCUGAGGCUGUAGGUAUUGAUGGGGCAGUCCAGAAUGUCCCGCAAACAUCGGAGUUUACGGGUGGUAUGCCCUCGAGUGGGAGUAUUGGUAUAGCCACUGCAGGUCGAACAGAUGAAGAUUUAUCUGAUCAGAUGGGUAGUAGUCAGCCAACCACAUACACCAGUUUCAAUAGCGCUGCAUAUUCUAGUUAUGAUAUUAAUUCAGGAUUUAGCAAUACGGCGACAAACUAUGCUGGGUAUAAUGCGUACACACCUACAACCACUACUGGCGUCACCACUGAAUACGGGUCACAAAGCUACAGCUAUACACCCACGACUAAUACUGCAUUUGGUACCACGACUACUAGCUAUGCAGGAUUUGGCUCCACGAAUACUGAUACCUAUACAUACAAUCCGUUUGCUAGACGGCGUCGUGAAGCAAUAACAGCCAACCCUUUCGAACAAGAGCGACUUGCGCUUGGAUUGGACCGGGCGAGUCUACCUAAAAGUGGGUUCCGCAAUCUACUUGAACAGGUUUAUUCACUCAUCAAGUAAUCACUAAAACUCUGAUUACUAGAAGAAAGAGUACACUACUACUAGUAUUCGCUAUGCCAUUUAGAAAAUAUAGGUGGAAAUUAAUGGGCGUGAAUUAAUUUGUACAGGUGUCGCAUAAACUGCACACUUAACCAUCAUAUGUCAUAUAUUGUAUAGUUCAUGAUCACAUUCCGGCAUGCUCGUUUCUCUUCCCUUCAUAACUACCCCAUCAGGGCCAAUCAAUAAUUGUGUAAAAACGGUACACAGUAUGGAAUUUGUGAAUCUAGUAUAGGUAUCUUAAGUUGACAAACCAUUCGUCGACAAGUAACUCGUGAACAGUAAAACCCUACUUUCAAUAUCAUUUUUUUAAGCUCCACCACAAUCAAUAUGGAUUUAGAAUCGAGGAAAUGCAGGCCGAAGAUUUCACUUGGAUUUCCCAUCUUGUGUGAAUUUGGAAUCUGUGUUAUCACCGGACUGGCGAUAAUCGGCCGGCGCAGCGGUGGCCGCGUCCACAUUGUUGCCUGUAUGUUUCGUAUUUGGAGUCAUUUCUAAAUCUGGGCUUGGAAAAGGAUUACUUACUGCAUUGUUGUCGAUGCUAUCCUCCUUCGUACCUUCCCCCUUGUCGCCAAUAGCGGCCUUCAUAUCGUCCAUUUUAUCUUUCGCGUUGUCAUACACCUUUUUGGCCUUGGCCUCGAUAUCAUCAGACAAGCGAACAUCGGCCGGCGUAGCGGCGGCCGCGUCCACUCUGCUGCCUUUAUGUUGAGGAGGCUUUUCCAGAUCUGGGCUUGCAAAAGGAUUAUUCACAGCAUUGUUGUCCGUGCUCUUCUCUUUCACACCUUCCACCUUAUCGCCAAUAGCGGGCUUAAUCUCCUCCAAAUAUUCUUUCACGCUGUUAUACACUUGUUUUGCAUUUUCUCCUGCCUUGUCUUUCAUUUCUUUGCCCCCGUUCUUCAGCUCAUGCCCUGCAUCAUGAUGAUUUGCUCGGUUUUGUAUUUGCGUCCCUAAACAUGCCGUACAAACGCGGCCUGGCGCAUUGCGCAGAGACGUAUAUGUGAAGCGAUUUGUAAUUAAUAGGUGGCUUUGCACUCUAGUGCGAAGUAAUAUGGAAGGGGAAAUUUUGUAUGACAUUC
Sphaeroforma arctica JP610 is the source of this 2969-nucleotide messenger RNA. RefSeq lists its product as hypothetical. The transcript has a single exon. The record is from RefSeq and is a predicted model, not a curated record. Bases 1 to 1860 code for a protein of 619 amino acids. Lineage: Eukaryota; Ichthyosporea; Ichthyophonida.